AUGAAUCAUCGCAAGCCAGACCAAGUUUUCGGCGGUAUGGAAAUCGGCAUCCCCCCCAGCCAGCCUCUUCCGCCGCCGCCGCCCCUGAGGUCGAAGAGGAAGCCGAUCGCGCUUCACGAACAUACCCGCUCGUGGGCCGACUUUGGAGGUCCCCGAACCAGCGCCCCGCCACGACCACCUCCACCGCCGGCUCCGCGGUGGCAGAGCGAGGUGUCCCGAUGGCAGACCCCGCCUCCGAGACGCUCCUCUGCCGACUCGUCGGAGAAAAUGUCCUUUGAAAGUGGCGUCCUGCCGCCGGCGCAGCGACCUCGUCUCGACGACGGCCACGCGAGCCGCCCCGCCCCGCCCCGCGCGAACGACGAUGCACUACAUGUCGACACUUCGGGGGCACAAGACCGCACGGUGGCAGGAGACCAUGACAUCCAGGCGAUGACGAUCCCUGCCUCACGAACAAGCAGCAUCUACAGCACGGAGCACGACCUGCCGCUCUCCGAGCCGGCGCGCACGCUGGGCAUUUUCGAACGCGAGCCCGCGCGGCGCGCGUCUCUGCCGGCGGGGCCCCGCUCGCCGAGCCUGCAUCACUUUGAGACGAUUCCCGCGCGGCGGAGCAACUACAACGAGCACAGCGUCGACGUGGCGCGGGACCUGUAUCACGCGACGGCGACGCAGCUUGCUGUUCUGACGCGGGGUGGUGGGCGUAGCAGCACGUUGAGCUUCGCGGACAAUGUGGGCCAGACGGGACGAAGGAGGGGUGUUCCGGCGAGGGUCGAGACGGGGGCGAUGCCGGCGUCGACGGAUGUGGCGAGGACGCCGUAUCCGCCGGGAUCGGGGGGUUCGCGGUUCGACCUGGAGGAGACGAAGGUUGGUAGGAGGGAGAGAUAUUCGGGGGCGUUUUCGAGGGUCUUUCGACGCAGGAGUAGUGAAGUGCGCUCUGCUGGUGGAGAUGAGCAAAUACCUGAGCGGAAUGGCGAGCAAGGACCCAUCAUCCCCAUGAGAUCGAGGAGGGCGAGCGGCCCGGAUACACCAAGGCCCAUCUUCCUCGCCGGUCCUGGGACAGGCGGCUUUGACUCUGGAGUCAAGCCAGGGCCUGCGUCUCCAGGUCUGCUGCAGAAAAUCAACAGGCAGUGGAACGAGCUGUUGGCUCAGGCCAAGAGGACGUCUGGCCACGGACGUGCUAUUGCGGAGGAGGAGAGACGGCGGGAGGCUCUCAAGGGGAAGAUCAAGGUCCUGAACGAUGGAGCACGGGUGUGA
Messenger RNA from Verticillium nonalfalfae, 1251 nucleotides. RefSeq lists its product as uncharacterized. Lineage: Eukaryota; Fungi; Ascomycota; Sordariomycetes; Glomerellales; Plectosphaerellaceae. The transcript has a single exon. The coding region runs from base 1 to 1251 and encodes 416 amino acids. The record is from RefSeq and is a predicted model, not a curated record.